Psilocybe cubensis is the source of this 570-nucleotide messenger RNA. RefSeq lists its product as uncharacterized. Gene Ontology annotation, biological process: salicylic acid biosynthetic process; chorismate metabolic process. Bases 1 to 570 code for a protein of 189 amino acids. The record is from RefSeq and is a predicted model, not a curated record. Gene Ontology annotation, molecular function: chorismate mutase activity. NCBI's taxonomy places the organism in Eukaryota, Fungi, Basidiomycota, Agaricomycetes, Agaricales, Agrocybaceae. The transcript has 2 exons.
AUGCAAACAAGAACAUCAUCUUUUAGUUCUCUCAUCUCCUCUUUGGCUCUUCCACUCUUUCUUGCGAUCACAUUCGUGCCAGAAAUCUCCGCCUCAGUUCCCAGACACGACUUCGUCCCCAUCGCUGAAUCACCCACCUUGACUUCACCCUCAGCUUCAGCCAGUGCAACCGACUUCGCAGCCGCAUGCUACGCCUCCCCGCUGCCCGCAUCUUCAAUCCUUCCGCCGAGCACAGACAACCGCACGGUCCCCUGGGGUACCCCCAGCAUUAUAUUCCCAAAUGGAACAACAUGCUGCGCGUCCCUGGACGAUGUAAGGGCCGGGAUUGACGCGGUAGACGACCAGAUUCUGGCACUGCUUGCUCAGAGAGCUGCCUAUGUCCGCGAAGCGACCCGCUUUAAAGCAACGCGCGACACCGUCGACGUCCCCGCGCGCGAUCAGCAGGUCAUCGACGGCGCCGUGGCCAGCGCAGCGAGCGUUCACCUCCCUGCAACAAUCGCGGGCGCCGUAUUCGAGUCCAUCAUCAGCGCAAAUGUACCAUUUGAAGAGUGUGUGGUGAGUAGUUUGUAA